Telopea speciosissima is the source of this 1270-nucleotide messenger RNA. Its product is annotated as glutathionyl-hydroquinone reductase YqjG-like. Gene Ontology annotation, molecular function: glutathione transferase activity. NCBI's taxonomy places the organism in Eukaryota, Viridiplantae, Streptophyta, Magnoliopsida, Proteales, Proteaceae. The record is from RefSeq and is a predicted model, not a curated record. The coding region runs from base 29 to 1093 and encodes 354 amino acids. Gene Ontology annotation, cellular component: cytoplasm. The transcript is spliced from 6 exons.
AAUUGGCCCAAUAUGCCUCUCCUCUUUUAUGAUCUCUGCCAUCAAAACUCCCAUAGCUUUUGGUCUGGAGAAGAGAAGUUCUUCGGUCAGAUCUUUUUCCCAGAGUACUCUUCAAAUGGCUCGUUCAUCACUAGAUGAGGUAACAGACACCGGUGCUUUCAACCGUAGUCCAUCAACAUUCCGCAAUUUUAUCUCGAAGGAUUCAUCCUCCCAAUUUCCUGCUGAAUCUGGGAGAUACCAUCUGUACAUUUCAUACGCUUGUCCCUGGGCAUCAAGAUGCUUUGCUUAUGUAAAUAUUAAGGGACUUCAGAAAGCCAUCAGUGUCACAUCAGUCAAACCCAAAUGGGCAAGAACAAAGGAUACCGAUGAUCAUAUGGGAUGGGUCUUUCCUUCUUCAAACACAGAAGAACAAGCCGCUGAACCUGACCUAUUGAAUGGGACAAGAAGUAUCAGAGAACUUUAUGAGCUUGCUAGUACAAACUAUUCUGGAAAAUACACUGUUCCUGUUUUAUGGGAUAAGAAAUUGAAAACAAUUGUGAGCAAUGAGAGUUCUGAGAUACUCCGUAUGCUGAAUACUGAGUUCAAUGAUAUAGCAGAGAAUGCCAGUUUGGACCUCUAUCCUCCUCACUUACAAUCCCAAAUUGAUGAGAUUAAUGAAUGGGUAUAUGAUGGGAUAAACAAUGGUGUCUAUAAGUGUGGGUUUGCUGUCAAGCAAGGUGCCUAUGAUGAGGCUGUGGGAAAAUUAUACGAAGCUUUGGACAAAUGUGAGGAGAUACUCAGCAAGCAGCGUUAUUUAUGUGGGAAUACACUUACUGAAGCUGACAUUCGUUUGUUUGUCACUCUUAUUAGAUUUGAUGAGGUUUACGUUGUUCACUUCAAAUGCAACAAAAAGCAGCUACAUGAAUACCCAAAUCUGUUCAAUUACACCAAAGAGAUUUUUCAAAUUCCUGGCAUGAGUGCCACUGUGAACAUGGAGCACAUCAAGCGACACUACUAUGGAAGUCAUCCUAGUAUUAACCGAUAUGGUAUAAUUCCUGUUGGUCCUAAUAUAGAUUAUUCUACUCCAAAUGAUCGAGACAGAUUCUCUACUUAAGUAUAUGUAUUUUUUUGUUAAUUAUUUGAGUAUGAACGGUUUGUUUUCUUUGUUAUUUGCUAAUAAAGACAGUAAGAAGGUUGGCUUGACACGCCAAAUUGUAAUAGAUCUUAUCUUUGCUCCCUUAUGGUGAGCUGCAACCUUCUAUUUACCACUACUCUGAGAUUGUUUAUUUCA